UCUGGUAUUGUCGAUGCCGUUACUGGUACAGGUGGUGGUGGGGAUUCGGAUGGUAUAGGCGAUGGUGGUGUCCCGCUUCCAGCUAUUACCGCCGUCCUGUGUAUGGUUAUAUUUACUCUUGUAAACCUGGAUGGACAACGAGUACCUAUCAGAACUGCAAUAGAGCUAUUUGUCGGCCAUCAUGUCAGAAUGGUGGGAAUUGUACACUUCCAAAUCAGUGUGUUUGCCCUAGUACGUCAACUGGUGGAUCAUGUCAGACACUCACAUGUUCCUAUAAACGCCCCUGCUAUCCUGGGGACUGUGAAGCGAAUUCAUGCACGUGUGAGCCAUCGUUUUAUUCCACGAGCACAUCAGAUGGAUGCAUUAACAUUAGAUGCACUGCGGAGGAGUUUCGUCCAGAAAUCGUCCAAAGCAACGUUACACUGGCACACAUUCGGCGCUCUGAUAAUGAGACGCAAUUUAAGUUCACUGUGGUAGGGAAAGAUGAAAAUAACUUCACGCUUGUGUGGAGCAAUCAAAAGCGUUUCAACAAUCUGAGGUUCGAGUUUGAUACGCUGAUUGACACCCCUGAAAUCCCAGAAAGGCCUAAUUAUGUCCAUGACGCUAAAAUUGGAAUAGUCGCAAGCAGUAUAGAGGCAUCUGUAAGCAAAAUACCACGUUAUGGAGGCAGCAAUCGAUACAUAGCUUUCAACAAAACCUACAACUGUGAGACUGGUAUAAGCAAUGAUAAUCCUGCAGUAGAGAAAGACACUUGUGAAAUCAACGAUGAAAACUUUGCGACCCUGAUUGAACAUGGCGAUAUCCUUCUUCUUAAAUUCCGAUCGCGUAGCGGUGGCUUUCAAAGGCUAAUCAACAUCGAUGACCGAGGCAAACCGUAUGCGACCAAGCAUUACAAUGACCUACAAGGCGAGGAGAAUCUGAAGUUCCGAUUCGACUUUGUUGUACCCGAGCACUGUUCUUUAAAUUCCGGGUCGUGCCUUCCAAAACCACUUCACAUAGACAAUGAAUUUACCAGAACUAACAUCCGAGCCAGCUGGUCGAAUUGGACAGAUGCGAUGGCUGGCAUGUGGCAGUAUUAUAUGGAGGUGUUUAAACUCGCACCCAACAGAGACGAAAGACUAGUAGAGGCCACGCCCAUUGAUCCAGUUUACAAUAUAACACUGAAUCACACCGACGGGGAAAUGUCUAGUUCAUACACGCCCGACGAACCUGGAAUGUACAGUGUGCUCUUGAAAGUGUCCGAUAUGGCCAACAAUUCUCGAAUCGCUCGGCGCUUUGUUCUUUACGAUGAUACAUCCGUGAUAUCUGUGAGUAACGAAACGGACAAGAAGCUGUACAUCUCGAGUGCUGUCGAGGAAACUGGAUACGCUUGGCAAACGCCUUCGAACAGUGACGAUAACAUAGUUACGGUGAACGUGAGAUGGAAUGGACACUUUGCGAACAAACUGCAUGAAAACGGAAAUUUUUUGGCUGAAAUCGAGAAGUACCCAACUCAGUUCAAGGACAUAGAAGAUGAUGGAAUAUUAAUGAGCUUGAAGUUUGUUGCCGACACUCUUGAUGACGACGAGGGUGAACGUACACGGAAAGCCAUUUCUAACUACCAUGGUAUCAUCAAAUUUGAAGUAGCAUAUGACCAGUCCACAUCAGAGGAAGUGCCAACAACAGGAUGGACAGUUAUCCCACUUCAAGAAAGUAUAUCCACACAAAGAAUCCUUGAAGAUGGCGACCGUUUGCGUGUUUGGAUCAGAGCUACUGACGUAAUGGGAAAUACAAAUACAGACUCGACGUUCAUGAGAAUUGACGGAUCACCUCCAUUCAUUUCAAGUGAAACUUGCUCUGAACAUCAAGUAGUAUUAAACAUUGAAGGUGGAGAAUUUAAAUAUGCGUCUAGAGCGAACUUUUUAGCUUCUGAUCUGCAAAGUGGUGUUCACAAGAUCGAAAUAAAACUAACAGUGAAAUCACCUGGCAAGGAUGACAUGGUCACAUAUCGCAAUUUCACAAAAGCUAGCAGAGGGAAUGACAACACAGAUCCGCGGUGUAUCGGUUUCGACAAGACCGGGUUGUGCCUCCUGCCAACACAGAUUUUGGAAAUUGACAACUGCUGGCUGACCGUCAGCAAGAAUGACCUUGAGACGGCUUCAGGCGAGCUAGAGCUCACAGCUUACAACCAAGCGAUGCUUACAGCAACCACUACCUUUGAUAUUGGUCCACUGACAAACCUUCAAGGUUUGGAAAAAUACAAUGGCCCAACGAACAUAAGAAUUGAAAACGUGUCUGCAACUAGCUUCAGGCUUGCAUGGGACAUGCCUGAAUCGGAGUCCUGUUAUGGAGCUGCAGACAUCGUCAUUAUCUUAACAAACAGGAAAUCAAAUGGCGAAAAUGAAAUUAGAUCGUUUGAAACGCCAGGUACUGCUACCUACUUUUAUUUUCUGAGCCUGAACCCUGAGGUGAAUUACAACUUAGGGCUUCAGAUAAAGACCGAAGGUGGGACAGCACUAAACCUCGGAGAAGACCUGUCUGUUGUUACUUUGAAAGAAGAAUCGCCUGGAGGGGUUUCUACUUCUACUGAAACUGUUGUCGAAACGACAAUUGUGAAAGAAUCGCCUGAAGGGGUUUCUACUUCUACGGAAACUGUUGUCGGAAUAACAAGUGCGAAAGAAGAAUCACCUGGAGGGAUUCCUACUGGAGCUGUUGUCGGAAUAAUUGUUGGUAUUAUUGUUUUGUGCGUUUUGGUUGUUGGCGUUCUCUUCGUCCUCACACGUCGUGGAAUUAUCAACGUUCAACCACAACGUAGAGCCGUCACGAAGCAUGUACGUCAAUCGAGAAUCUCAGCGCCCGAGCCGCUUCCGCGACAAUCUUAUGAGAACAAUGUCUUUGUGUUUGAUAAUCGUCAGAAUGAGUUGAACUUCUAUGAAAAGUUGGAUUUUAAUUCCUCCAGUAAAGGCUACAUAAGAACGGACCAGAUUUCAUUUGGCGAGCUCUUAAAACGUGGUCACUUUGCGAACAUAUACCGAGCACAUUACAAUAGACAAAACGUUGUGGCGAAAACUUUAAAAGAGCACUUCACGAGUGAUGACAAACUACUAAUGAAAGCGAAGAUAAACUUCUCUUCCGAGAGAGUUGGCGAUCAUCCAAACAUCAUCAAGUUUGUUGGAGCGGUCGUGGAUAAUGUAUCUAUGGGUCCAAUGAUCAUCUAUGAGUUUUGCGAGAACGGAACUCUGAGAGAAUACCUUGAGGAAAACAAAUGUAACAUGACCGUUGAGAUGAAAAAAACUCUCUUCGGCUUUGGAUUUGAUAUCGCUAAAGGCAUGGACUUUCUUGCUAAUAACGCGGUAACACACGGACGUCUUGCUGCGUGCAACAUAUUCCUAAACCAACUCAAUGCGAUUAAAAUUGCGGGAUUUUGGCCCGAAACUGCUGGCGAGGAGAACGGAGAAGACGCGGAAUCUGAAAAGAAAGAACGUAUCCUAAUACGUUGGAUGGCCCCUGAGUGUAUGACAUCAACAAAGAUGGCUAACGGGAGAAGCGAUGUGUGGUCGUAUGCUGUUGUUCUCUGGGAAAUUUUCUCUCUUGGUGAAACCCCAUACACGGGUAAGACCCGCGAUCUUCCCCAACGUCUGAAGAGGGGCGAGCGUCUCGGAAAACCAGAGCAUUGCGAUGACAAAUGGUAUAGCGUGAUGCAGGAUUGUUGGGAGUACGAACCAAGGAAACGACCUUGCUUUGCGGAAAUCCGCGACCAACUUGACAAACUCUUCGUUAAUUCGCCGGGAGACACCGUUUAUUACAACAAUCGCUAAUUUCCUGGACGGACUUUACUGAAAAAUGUUGAAGAAAUAUGGAAUUAUUACAUACACACUGUAUUAUCUCUUUCCCUUUAUUUCAGAAACGCCAUCUUAUUACUUAAAACAUUUUUCAUAAGCGCAAUGCAUUUUAAACCCAGUGUUGAAGUACUUUUGAAGGUUUGCAUCAAUGUAUUACAUACUCUAAAUCCCGUUUCAAGGAUACGGCUUCUACUUAUUCAUACACUUACUUACCUAUUCAUUCAUGUUCCUUUAAAGGCGUUGAAAAAUUCGAAAAAAAAUGCUUUAUCAACUUAUUGUCAUUGCAAUGGACUUGGACGUUUUGUUCAAAGUUCGGAAUGGAACGCGUGCUACGUUUCGGUGUCGGUGUUAUACAGGAUUAAGCCUUUUACAUGAAUACAUGAAUAUAUUGAAUCACGCUUAUUUCUUUAUUGUAUUUUACUUUUAAUGAUGUCAAACCAUUCAAUAAUAUAAAUUUGUUUCAUGGUGAUUUGCUGGUAGUUUUGAGGUUGAAAAUGUUGAUUUUAACAAUAUCUAACAAUUGUUAGUGGUGUUUGGUACGUUAAAGUAUCAUCUCAAAAUGAAUAUGCACAAGUUCGCAGUCUUUAACGUGAUUUUAAAUUGAUAGCUUUAUCAUCAGUCUCCAUUAGGAACUCAGUCUAUUUUUGGUUUGCCUAAUGAUAUUUGUUAUCAAUUGUUUUUUCAGAACAACUUUCAUGAUUGUUGAUAUAUGUAUUAAUGUUAACAAUUUGUUUCCAAGUUUUAAGGUUUGAAAAUUGUUGUCUUAAUUGAAUAUUGCUAAUGCUUUGGUUAUAAAAUAUUAAUACUU
Mya arenaria is the source of this 4629-nucleotide messenger RNA. Its product is annotated as fibroblast growth factor receptor-like. Gene Ontology annotation, cellular component: signaling receptor complex. Lineage: Eukaryota; Metazoa; Mollusca; Bivalvia; Myida; Myidae. The coding region runs from base 1056 to 3797 and encodes 913 amino acids. The record is from RefSeq and is a predicted model, not a curated record. The transcript is spliced from 29 exons. Gene Ontology annotation, biological process: protein phosphorylation; positive regulation of kinase activity; cell surface receptor protein tyrosine kinase signaling pathway. Gene Ontology annotation, molecular function: transmembrane receptor protein tyrosine kinase activity; ATP binding; protein binding.